Callorhinus ursinus (northern fur seal) is the source of this 3437-nucleotide messenger RNA. RefSeq names its product sialic acid acetylesterase (gene SIAE). Gene Ontology annotation, molecular function: sialate O-acetylesterase activity. The record is from RefSeq and is a predicted model, not a curated record. Gene Ontology annotation, biological process: carbohydrate metabolic process. Lineage: Eukaryota; Metazoa; Chordata; Mammalia; Carnivora; Otariidae.
GCAGGCCCCGCCCACGACCCGGGUCCCGCCUGGAGUCCGCGCCCGGAGUCCCGCGCCCGGGUGUCGGAUCUUCGCCAGCAUGGUGGUACCGGGAUUUGCAUUUGGGCUGGUGCUGCCUUUAAUCCUGCCGGCCGGCACAAGUGCAGAUGUUGGUUUUCGCUUCGCCUCAUACAUCAAUAAUUACAUGGUGCUGCAGAAGGAGCCUGCCGGGGCAGUGAUUUGGGGCUAUGGCAUAUCGGGGGCCACCGUGACAGUGACUCUGUACCAACAGCAGGAAGCCAUCAUGAAGAAAGUGACAAGUGUGAAAGCACGCUCUCACAGCUGGAUGGUGGUACUGGAUCCUAUGAAGCCUGGUGGACCUUACAAGGUGAUGGCACAGCAGACUUUCAGGAGAAAGAACAUCACCCUGAGAGUUCAUGAUGUCUUAUUUGGAGAUGUCUGGCUUUGCAGUGGGCAAAGUAACAUGCAGAUGACGGUUUCCCAGGUAUUCAAUGCCACAAAAGAGCUGGCUAACACCGCGGCCUAUCAGUCUGUCCGCAUCUUCUCCGUGUCACUCAUUCAGGCAGAGCAGGAGCUGGAGGACCUUGCUCAGGUUGACUUGCAGUGGGCUAAGCCCACCUCAGAGAACUUAGGCCAUGGAAUUUUCACGUACAUGUCAGCAGUGUGCUGGCUCUUUGGGCGUUACCUGUAUGACACUCUGCAGUACCCCAUCGGGCUGAUCUCCUCCUCGUGGGCUGGGACACCCAUUGAAGCCUGGUCAUCUGGAAGGUCGCUGAGAGCCUGUGGUGUUCUGACGCGAGGGUUGAUUCAGUCUGAUUUUGUGACUGGUCCCAGUAAGUACUCUGUUCUCUGGAAUGCCAUGAUCCAUCCACUGCAUAACAUGACUCUGAAAGGGGUGAUCUGGUACCAGGGGGAGUCCAACGUGAAUUUUAACAGGGACCUGUAUAAUUGCACGUUCCCUGCGCUCAUUGAAGACUGGCGCCAGACCUUCCACCGUGGCUCCCAGGGGCAGACAGAGCGUUUCUUCCCGUUUGGAUUUGUCCAGUUGUCUUCAUAUCUGUCUGCAACCUCAGAUGACACAUUUCCCCAGAUCCGUUGGCAUCAAACAGCAGACUUUGGCUAUGUCCCCAACGCAAGGAUGCCCAGCACUUUCAUGGCGGUAGCAAUGGAUCUCUGUGAUAGGAAGUCACCUUUUGGCAGCAUCCACCCUCGAGACAAACAGACGGUGGCCUACAGGCUGCACUUGGGGGCCCGGGCUGUGGCUUAUGGUGAGAAGUUGAUCUUUCAGGGACCACUGCCUGAGAACAUGGAACUCUUGGCUGACAAGGGGCUGCUCAACCUCACAUAUUCGCUGGAAAUCCAGGUGCAGAGGCAGCACAAUAUAUUUGAGAUCUCAUGUUGCAGUGACCAUCAGUGCAAGUGGCUGCCAGCUCCCCUGGACACGGUCUCGGCCCAGAGCCUGGCCCUGAACGUCCGUUCUUGCCGUGGCACCCCGGCCGCCCUGCGCUACGCCUGGGCCACGUGGCCUUGUGAAUAUAAGCAGUGCCCCCUGUACCACCCUGGCAGCGCCCUCCCGGCUCCUCCCUUCGUGGCUUUCCUGACAGACCUGAGGCCGGGGGCGCACCGCAGGCUUGCUGAAUGACGUAGUGGCCUUACGGUCCUUCUCCUGGACCAGGUGGGUCAGUGUGGGUCCUUUAGAUGUGGGCAUUUCGGUGUUGAAGUGAUGACGACAACUACUGCUUUUAAAGGCGACGGGUAGAAAAGCCGCCCUGGCCGGCUCCCAGCCAACACAUGGCUGUUUCUAGAUUCUGAACAGGAGAUGAGCCAGUGCUGAGAGGCGAACGAGAUGCUUGCCUUUUGUCCCCUCGUCAGCCUAGUGUCUUACUGGACUAAUUCCCGCCACAAACAAAUGAAGCCUCAGUGUCAUUCACUUCCCUUGUGGAGAGUGUGAAGUGUCACACUUUUGUCACCUUACGUCCAGCGUUUGGAAACUCAUGGCUGGAAGAGAUUUCAAGGCCCAUAUUUGUGUGUUCUUUACAGAAUCUGGAGGGUGGUUAACUGAAUCUCUGCAUAAAGUUUCUAAACUUCCCAACAGUUUUUCCUUAUGUGGAACUUAACUCUUUCUCGCCCUCUUUGUGUUCUCUCGCAAGCCCAAGACGGUUCUGUCCCUUCGGUAGAAAUAAUAACGUGAGUGUUCGAAACCAACCAGCCCCGUGUGCAGGCAUGUGGGGGGCGCGAAGGGGCUGCCUGAGGGAGCAGGAGAUGGGGGCGUCUGGAGCGGCCCAGGAAGGUGCGAGGGCAGCCAGGGACGGGUGGGGGAGUCAGGCUCCGGACAACAUGGCAACAGAGGUCACUGAGAAGCAAACAGGUUCAAUAUAAAUCUCAGGCUUUUUAAGGUAAGAGGUUUACUUAUAAAAAGGAUAACCCAGCUGGAAGAAAAAAGAGGCUGAAAAAAAGCUCCACGAUAAGCAUUUAGAAAAAGAAUCCAGAUGGGACAAUUGUGAAAGUGCGCUCUGGGUGGACUGUUAAGAAUCACAAUGCUCUUUAUUGGUUGAUUAAAAACAGCUAACAGCACUUGAUAAUUGUGUCAGCUAUUGGAAUUUGGAAAUAAAAGUAUAAUCAUUAGUGGCAUGUAUACAUUUAGAGCCCAUCAAAACUGCGUUAGGAACAGGUUUGUAAAUUGUCCUUUGAAGCAUGAGUAGCUUCCACUCCCUUAAUGGGAAAAAGAACUAAAACAAGAAGCACCUGACCCCAGCGGGCCCCGGUAUAGCUCUGAGCAUCCGGAACGGUCAGUGCCAGGAUUUACUUCAUAGAAAACCAACACAGCUAUGCAGUCUGCAAGGAGCUUUGGCUCCUCUGAGGACUUCCUAGUGUACAAUUAACUCCCAACACCCACACUUUGACCUCAUAUGCUUCUGACCUAAGGGGAACCACGAACCUAGGAACAGACUCCUGAGAAAAAGUAAAUCUACCCUCCCCUCUGCCAACAUAUGUGCACACAGGGGCUGUUCUAAUUUGCAGGCGGCUGGACAUGGGCAGGAACCCUAUGCCCAGGCUCCUUCCUCCCCCAGUAACCAAGUGCAGCAUGGGGGGAAAAAUAGCUUCAGGUAGUAGAUAAAUUAAUGAGAAAUCCUGUGAAACUUCAUUUUUAAUGGCUGAAUAAUUUAAAACAUUCUGCAGGAAUUCAGUUUAUUUUCCAAAUGAAAAUAACUUUUUAGUAUUUGAAAAAUGACAUUUGUAAUUAUUGUAGAUUUGGACACUAACAAAAAGAAUAAACAAGUAAGAAUCACCCCAGAAUUCAUCAUUUGGCAAAACACAUUUACUAUUUUGGUAAACAUGUGCUUGAUUUGCUUGGGUUGUAUUUUACACACUACACGUCAUAUUAUUUUAAAUCUGUUUUUGACUUACUCUAGUAAAAUAAUUUUCCUGUGUAAAUU